AUGUCCGCACAAGACCGUGUCCAACACUAUGUUUCUCAGCUCGAUCGCGAGCUAUCCAAGUAUCCUGCCCUCAACAACCUCGAGAAGCAGACUGCUGUCCCCAAGGUUUAUGCCGUCAUUGGCGUAGCUACGCUCUACUUAUUUUUUAUCAUCUUUAACCUGGGUGGCCAGCUCUUGACCAACUUUGCUGGCUUCGUGGUCCCUGGAUAUUAUUCUCUCGUCGCCUUGUUUAGUACUACAAAGGCAGAUGAUACUCAAUGGUUGACAUACUGGGUUGUUUUCGCCUUUUUCUCCGUCCUUGAAAGUGCCGUCAGUGUUGUUUACUGGUUCCCCUUCUACUACACUUUCAAGUUUGUCUUCUUGCUAUGGCUAUCGCUGCCCAUCGGUGCUCAACUUAUCUUCCGAUCUUUCAUGCAGCCCAUGCUCGGACGCUACUUUUCCGAGUCUGGCUCAACUGCUGCAAACCUCCGAGCGAAGGCCGACUCUUUCAGCAAAGACCAGUAA
Hypoxylon fragiforme is the source of this 504-nucleotide messenger RNA. Its product is annotated as TB2/DP1, HVA22 family-domain-containing protein. The transcript has 5 exons. NCBI's taxonomy places the organism in Eukaryota, Fungi, Ascomycota, Sordariomycetes, Xylariales, Hypoxylaceae. The coding region runs from base 1 to 504 and encodes 167 amino acids. The record is from RefSeq and is a predicted model, not a curated record.